AUGGCUGGAUCUGGAAGUUCUGAGGUGAGAACUCCGAUCUUCUCCGGUGAGAACUACGAGUUCUGGAGAAUCAAGAUGGUGACAAUCUUUAAAUCUCAUGGGUUAUGGAAAUUAGUUGAAAAGGGGGUUACGAUCUCUGAUUCAAAGAAGAAGACGGCUGAAGGAAGCGCAGAAGAGGAAGACGAUGAGAAAACUGUGGCAAAAUAUAUGCGAGAUGCGAAAGCUCUGGGUAUUAUCCAGAAUGCAGUCUCGGAUCAAAUAUUCCCUCGAAUUGCCAAUGCUGAUACAGCGAAGAUGGCAUGGGAUCUGCUAUAUGGUGAAUAUCACGGUGGUGAUUAG
This is a messenger RNA of Prunus armeniaca (apricot), 339 nucleotides long. The record is from the annotation of a GenBank genome assembly. NCBI's taxonomy places the organism in Eukaryota, Viridiplantae, Streptophyta, Magnoliopsida, Rosales, Rosaceae.